Lachancea thermotolerans CBS 6340 is the source of this 1611-nucleotide messenger RNA. RefSeq names its product KLTH0D01232p. NCBI's taxonomy places the organism in Eukaryota, Fungi, Ascomycota, Saccharomycetes, Saccharomycetales, Saccharomycetaceae. The transcript has a single exon. The coding region runs from base 1 to 1611 and encodes 536 amino acids. Gene Ontology annotation, molecular function: 2-oxoglutarate-dependent dioxygenase activity. The record is from RefSeq and is a predicted model, not a curated record.
AUGAGUAAAAGACCGCUAAAUACCAAUGUCAUUGAUGGUUCUAAACGCCCCAGCUCUUUGAAUUCUGAGAUUUGCAACAGCUAUCCUGGGUAUUGCCCUGGCUUUGGGUCAGUCACUGUUGAUGAGAUCAACGUUCCCUCUUCUAAAGAAGAGAUUGAUCUCUUCUACCAGAACUACGUUCUUAGGCGCCGGCCAUGUAAGUUCAAGGGCGUUUCUUCAAAAGAGGUUCUUUCGGAGCCAUUAUCUCCUCUGAAUUUAGUGAAAACGCUACCAGAGCAAACUAUUUUGCAGGUUGAGAGGAAAGUUCAAGGUGGAUUUGGUAGCGGCGAAAAGCGGCUCAAGAUGACCCUCGGUGAACUCGUUGAGCGUUUGAGGAGUGGCGAUGAGCAGCUCUAUUUGACGACCCAAUAUGCGGAAGACGACCCCGACAGAGAUGAUGCAUCGGACGUAGGCGAAAAUACAGAAGAAUAUGCGGAAGAUGACGAUGACAAUGAAGAUGACACAAAAGAAACCGAUGGGGGGUUUGGAAGCGCUGGUGACAUCUCAGAUGCGGGCUCCUUCGAUUUCAGUAAUGCUCAUGAUGAUUUCGAAGACUUGAAUGGCGCCGAAAGCAUGGAUGGAGAAAGCCACGAUAGCAAGGAUGUUAUUGCACAAUUGAGCACAGGUCCUCUCACUCAAUUCGAAGCUGAUGCAAGAGUUAAAGAACUUUACCAGCCUCCAAUGGACAACCUUAUUGAGCAAUUGCCGGAAACUCCAAGCUUCCUCAACUCCCUAAUUCCACAGCAAAUAAACCUUUGGGUUGGAUCUAGUGGAAAUAUCGGCUCCAGUGACAAGUUUUUGGAGGGGUUCGAUCCUUCUGCUCCAAAACUGGGUCUUGGCAGGGCAAUCCCAGGUGGAGGCUCAUCUUCUGGGCUCCAUCACGAUCACGCAGAUAACAUCUACGUGCCUAUCAGCGGCCGCAAGCGGUUCACUCUUUUUUCUCCUAGGGAUGCCGCCAAGAUGUACACCGUUGGGACAAUACGCAAAGUUUAUGAUUCGGGUGUUAUAGACUACGCAAGAUGCGAAACUGCACCUUUUUGGAGAACGCUGCGAGAUGAUGGGGCCAUUGAAGCAGAAGUCGCUAAGAAUGAGCUAGAAUUCAAUUCAUCAUUGACAGCUGAUCAGCGGCAAAAUUUGGAGCGGGUUAUCGAAGCUGACAGUGUCUGCAGUUCGAGCAUUGACUCAAAGCUAGAUCCUCCGUCAUUCUCUAGCAUCAUACCUACGGUCGUACAUCUAGACAAAGUUAAAGACGAGGGUCUUCGGGCCGAGAUUAAGAAGGUUGCUCUUGAAAAGUGGCCUAUGUUUUUCGAAGCUAAUAGAUUAACUGUCGAUCUCCGGCCAGGAGAGAUGCUGUAUCUUCCUACAGGUUGGUUCCACGAAGUGACCUCUUUUGGCAACGAACAGACCGCCAGUGCUGAUGACCGCAUUCACGUCGCAGUUAACUACUGGUUUAUUCCACCUAACGGGUCGUCGCAAGAUCAACUUUACGCCCACGAAGACCAAUAUUGGCAGAAAGAUUACGAACGAACGAAGGCGGCACUUGAACAUGCGAGAUUCUGCAGCAAGGACUAG